This is a messenger RNA of Pieris macdunnoughi, 723 nucleotides long. The record is from the annotation of a GenBank genome assembly. Lineage: Eukaryota; Metazoa; Arthropoda; Insecta; Lepidoptera; Pieridae.
AUGAAAGGUUUGGUACAGGGAUUGGAUCCACAUUUUGGAGAAGAUGUUCCAAAAAAUUUAUUGGAUUUUUCGGAACCAUCUAUACGGAGAGGAUUUAUUCGUAAGGUAUAUGCCCUUGUUAUGUGCCAACUCCUAGUAACAAUGGGUUUUAUAUCCAUUUUCGUCUUUUACAAACCGACGCAGCUUUUCGUAGAGACACACACUUAUAUUAUAUGGAUUGCGUUCGUAGUUGUUUUUGUGACAAUUAUCGCAAUGGCCUGUUGUGAGUCUGCGCGUCGGAAAGCACCAAAUAACUUUAUAUUCCUGUUCAUAUUUACCGUCGCCAUGAGCAUUCCGCUGGGCAUCGCUUCCAGUAAAUUUCAAGUUAAAGAGGUCUUUAUAGCAUUAGGUGUUACAGCCGCUAUAUGUCUGGCCCUGACCAUCUUCGCGUUUCAAACGAAAUGGGAUUUCACUUUGUGCGGUGGCUGGCUCAUAGCCGCAUUGACGAUUCUAGUAACGUUCGGUUUCAUGAUGUUAUUUCUACCAUAUAACAACAAACUACAUCUUCUAUACUCUGGUGUGGGGGUUCUGCUAUUCUCUAUGUACUUAGUCUAUGAUACACAGAUUAUGAUGGGAGGAGAACACAGAUAUAGCAUUUCACCAGAAGAAUACGUUUUCGCCGCUUUAAAUAUAUAUUUGGAUAUUAUCAAUAUAUUUAUCAGGAUUCUUCGAUUAAUUCAUUAA